Molecule: messenger RNA, 2895 nt
Organism: Neoarthrinium moseri
Lineage: Eukaryota; Fungi; Ascomycota; Sordariomycetes; Amphisphaeriales; Apiosporaceae
Exons: 2
Coding region: 1-2895 (964 amino acids)
Biological process (GO): maturation of SSU-rRNA
Cellular component (GO): small-subunit processome; Pwp2p-containing subcomplex of 90S preribosome
Molecular function (GO): protein binding; snoRNA binding
Source: RefSeq, a predicted model, not a curated record
AUGGUCAAAUCAUACCUCAAGUAUGAGCAUUCGCAAACAUUCGGCCUCGUAACGUCCAGCACGUCCAAUCUCGUCUGGACCCCCAAUGCUCGCUCGAGUACCAGCGCUGGCCACGCCGUCGUCGCCGCCAACGAGGAAGUCCUUACCUGGGACAUCAAGAAGGGCGAGCUUCUGAGUCGCUGGAGGGACGAGAACUGCUCCUCCCAGGUCUCGACCAUUGCCAAGAGCCAGACCGACCCCGAUGUCUUCGCCGUGGGUUACGAGGAUGGCAGCAUCCGCCUGUGGGACAGCAAGAUCGCAACCACCAUUGUGAACUUCAAUGGCCACAAGUCCGCCAUCACCCUGCUGGCCUUCGACAAGUCCGGCGUGCGUCUUGCCAGCGGCUCCAAGGAUACCGAUGUCAUCAUCUGGGAUCUGGUGGCAGAAGUUGGCCAGUUCAAGCUGAGGGGCCACAAGGACCAGAUCACGGGCCUGAAGUUUGUGGAGCCACAGCCAGAAGUGACCGAGGGGGAUGGAGAGCAGACAAUGACCAUGGACGGCCCCACGGCCACGUCCGAGGGCUUCCUUCUCACCACCGGCAAGGACGCCCUGAUCAAGCUUUGGGACCUGUCGUCGCGCCACUGCAUUGAGACCCAUAUCGCCCAGACGAAUGGAGAGUGCUGGGCCUUGGGCUUGUCGCCAGACUUCAGCGGCUGUAUCACUGCCGGCAACUCGGGCGAACUCAAAGUAUGGGCCCUCGACGCACCCGGCCUGGCAGCGUCGCAGCAGCAGGUCGAUGUUCCUCAGACUGCGCAAUAUCUCCACGACAGGGGUACUCUGUUCCGCGAGGGCAAGGACAAGGCGACCGAAAUCAUCUUCCAUCCCCGCCGAGACUACUUCUCGGUACAUGGCUCGGAGAAAUCGGUUGAAGUCUGGCGGAUACGGACCGAGGCUGAGAUAAAAAAGAGCCUGGCCCGCAAGAAGAAGAGGAGAAGAGAGAAGCUGGCGUCUAAGAAGGGCGGCGCUGAUGGUGGAGACAUGGAUGUUGACGGCGACGAGGAAGAGGAUGCGAGCAAUGCGUCUGUCACCGAGGCCUUUGCGCAGCAUCUCAUUGUCCGCACAGGCGGUAAGGUGAAAUCCGUCGACUGGGCCAACAACCACGGCCACAAGGAGCUCCAGCUACUAGUCGGAACAACCAACAACCAACUGGAGCUAUACAGCAUCCAAACCAAGGAGAAGAACUCCAAGGCGAAGCAGGAAGAUGUCCCGGAUUAUACUCGCUCGUUAGGCGUGGAUCUGCCUGGACACCGCGCCGAUAUCCGUUCUCUUGCUCUAAGUUCCGAUGACAGAAUGCUUGCGUCCGCCUCCAACGGCAGCUUGAAGAUCUGGAACAUCAAGACCCGGUCUUGCAUCAGAACUUUUGAGUGUGGAUAUGCUUUGUGUUGCGCGUUCCUCCCCGGUGACAAGGUCGUCGUGGUCGGGACCAAGGCUGGUGAACUGGAACUGUUCGACGUCGCCUCAGCACAGCUUCUCGACAGCGUUACUGCUCAUGAGGGUGCCAUAUGGUCUUUGCAGGUCCACCCCGAUGGCCGAUCCAUGGUUUCAGGAAGUGCCGACAAGUCCGCCAAGUUCUGGAACUUCCAGAUUGUUCAAGAAGAAGUCUUGGGGACGACGCGGACCACACCGAAGCUCAAGUUGGUGCAGUCGAGGAUCUUGAAAGUAUCUGAUGAUAUUCUCAGCCUCAAAUUCUCUCCAGAUGCGAAGUAUCUUGCAGUGGCUCUGUUGGACAGCACGGUGAAGGUGUUCUUCACAGACUCACUCAAGCUCUAUCUCAACCUUUACGGCCACAAGCUGCCUGUGCUCAACAUGGAUAUCUCAUACGACAGUAAGCUGAUCGUUACUUGCUCAGCCGACAAGAACGUCCGUAUAUGGGGUCUCGACUUUGGCGAUUGCCACAAGGCUCUCUUUGCCCACCAAGACAGUAUUUUACAGGUUGCCUUCGUCCCCCACAACCAAGAAGGCAACGGACACCACUUUUUCAGCGCAAGCAAGGACCGCACGAUUAAAUACUGGGAUGGCGACAAGUUUGAACAGAUACAACGCUUAGAUGGCCACCAUGGCGAGAUCUGGUCUCUAGCAAUGAGUCGGGCUGGAAACUUCAUCGUCAGUGCCAGUCACGACAAGAGCAUCCGCGUCUGGAACGAAACGGACGAGCAGAUCUUCCUGGAGGAAGAGAGAGAAAAGGAGAUUGAGGAGUUAUAUGAGAGCACCCUGACAACCUCCCUGGAGCGAGACCCUGACGACGACGACCAGAACGCAGAGGUCGCAGCUGCAACAAAACAGACCGUUGAAACCCUCAUGGCCGGCGAACGUAUCCAGGAAGCUCUCGAACUGAGUCUGGCAGAUUUGCAUGUGAUGAAGGAGUGGGAGCAAGCGAAGGCUGCCAAUCCUCACAUUGCACCGCCACAGAGGGACACCAUCUUCCUUGCUCUGGGUGGUAUCAGCGCUGAGGAGUACGUCUUGUCCGUUUUGCAGAAGAUCAAGGCGUCAGCGCUGCACGAUGCACUCCUGGUCUUGCCAUUCGCAACAGUACCCAUGCUCUUCACCUUCCUGAACCUGUUCGCGAUGAGGUCGAUGAACAUUCCCUUGACCUGCCGGAUACUGUUCUUCAUGCUCAAGACACAUCAUCACCAGAUAGUGGCCAGCAGGACAAUGAAGGCCAUGCUCGACGGAAUCAGGACGAACCUGAGGAAGGCGCUGAAGAGGCAGAAGGACGAGAUGGGAUACAACAUUGCUGCGUUGAAGGUCGUUGGCAUGCAGAUCAAGGAUAAGAGCGUUAAGGACUACGUUGACGAGAACUGGGAAGAUGACCAAGAGCAGAACGUUAGGAAGCGAGGUUUUGUCCACGUCUCGUAA